Microthlaspi erraticum is the source of this 423-nucleotide messenger RNA. NCBI's taxonomy places the organism in Eukaryota, Viridiplantae, Streptophyta, Magnoliopsida, Brassicales, Brassicaceae. The record is from the annotation of a GenBank genome assembly.
AUGCUGCUCCCCCUCCCUCUUUCUUUUUUCGCUUUGCUAAUCUUCCCCUUCCCCUCUAACGGGGGCCAGGCGGCGGCGGGCGCGGGAGGCAAAAACCUAAGAGAAGACGCUCUUAGGACCUUCAAAUCAUGUUUGAGCCUAUGUUCAAACAAAACCCAUCCCCCGGCUGGAAAGAAUGCCCGCCAAGUUCUGAUAAGGUCUCGACGAGCCCCGGAAAGGCUCGGCGAAGGAAGGGGGAUGCGGCGGGGGAAGGAAAAUUCGGAGAUCGAGAGAUUUUUUUUCUUGGCCGAGGAUGGCCUACGGUGCGUGUUAUCUGAAGGGAGCACGCUUUUUCGACCGCGGUGCUAUGAUUGCCGGAGCCUCUCCUCGUUCCGCCCGCUGGCCUAUUGGGAUAGCAGCCUGCGGGCUUUGCCUGCCCAUUAG